GUUGAUCAAGUUUAGUUGUUGGAAGUGGCAGAUUUGCUUGAAAAGCCCAAUACUGAAAGCUGGAGAAAGAUGUUGUGCAAUUAUUGGCAUGUAGGGUUGAUGCUACUGUUAUUUUCAUGUGGUGGUCUGGUGCUGGCUUCUGAACAUGAAACACGUUUGGUGGCUAAUUUAUUCCAAAACUAUAACAAGGUGAUUCGUCCAGUGGAGAAUCACAAGCACCUUGUAAAUGUUACAGUGGGGCUGCAGCUGAUUCAACUCAUCAAUGUGGAUGAAGUAAAUCAAAUUGUGGAAACAAAUGUGCGCCUAAGGCAGCAAUGGGUUGAUGUGAAGCUUCGCUGGAAUCCAUCUGAUUAUGGUGGAGUUAAAAGGAUCAGGGUGCCUUCUUCUGACAUUUGGCUGCCAGAUAUUGUUCUGUACAACAAUGCUGAUGGUGAUUUUGCCAUUGUUCACAUGACCAAAGUACUUUUGGAAUAUACAGGAAAAAUAAUCUGGACACCUCCGGCAAUUUUCAAAAGCUAUUGUGAAAUUAUUGUAACACAUUUCCCAUUUGAUCAACAAAAUUGCAGCAUGAAGCUGGGAAUAUGGACAUACGAUGGUACAAAAGUUUCCAUAUCUCCGGAAAGUGACCGCCCAGAUUUGAGUACCUUUAUGGAGAGUGGAGAGUGGGUCAUGAAAGAUUAUCGUGGAUGGAAGCACUGGGUGUAUUAUACCUGCUGUCCUGAGACUCCCUACCUGGAUAUCACCUACCACUUUAUCAUGCAGCGAAUUCCUCUUUAUUUUGUUGUGAAUGUCAUCAUUCCUUGUCUGCUCUUUUCCUUCUUAACUGGAUUAGUAUUUUACUUGCCAACUGAUUCAGGUGAGAAGAUGACUUUGAGUAUUUCAGUUUUGCUGUCUCUGACUGUGUUCCUUCUAGUUAUUGUUGAGUUGAUCCCUUCAACUUCCAGCGCUGUGCCUUUGAUUGGCAAAUACAUGCUUUUUACAAUGAUUUUUGUCAUCAGUUCAAUUGUCAUUACUGUCAUUGUAAUUAAUACUCACCAUCGCUCUCCAAGUACACAUACAAUGCCGCAUUGGGUACGAAAGAUUUUUAUUGAUACUAUACCCAAUGUCAUGUUUUUCUCAACAAUGAAACGAACAGCAAAGGAGAAGCAAGAGAAAAAGAUAUUUACUGAGGACAUUGAUAUCUCUGACAUUUCUGGAAAGCAAGUGUCAGGAAGUGUAAUUUUCCAAACACCUCUAAUUAAAAACCCAGAUGUCAAAAGUGCUAUUGAGGGAGUCAAAUAUAUUGCAGAGCACAUGAAGUCUGAUCAGGAAUCAAGCAAUGCUGCAGAGGAAUGGAAAUUUGUUGCAAUGGUGAUUGAUCACAUUCUGCUGGGUGUCUUCAUGCUGGUUUGUAUUAUUGGUACAGUUAGUGUGUUUGCUAGCCGUCUCAUUGAACUCAAUCAGCAGGGCUAA
Messenger RNA from Pristis pectinata (smalltooth sawfish), 1452 nucleotides. RefSeq names its product cholinergic receptor, nicotinic, alpha 1 (muscle) (gene chrna1). Bases 70 to 1452 code for a protein of 460 amino acids. The record is from RefSeq and is a predicted model, not a curated record. The transcript has 9 exons. NCBI's taxonomy places the organism in Eukaryota, Metazoa, Chordata, Chondrichthyes, Rhinopristiformes, Pristidae. Gene Ontology annotation, cellular component: neuron projection; synapse; postsynaptic membrane. Gene Ontology annotation, molecular function: transmembrane signaling receptor activity; acetylcholine-gated monoatomic cation-selective channel activity. Gene Ontology annotation, biological process: monoatomic ion transmembrane transport; signal transduction; chemical synaptic transmission.